GCGCUGGCGCAAUCAAACUUCGAACCCUCCAGAUACUUGACAAUGGAUGUCGUUACCGAGAAAAUAUUAUCUACGCCUUGGGCGGCCGCCCUGAUCGACGAUCCCAACUGGACGUUCGCCCCAACGCCUGCGCGCGACCCCAAACCUUGGGGAGAGGACUCCUUCUUCGCAGAGACGAUCAAGACGGAUCGCACAAUACGGAGCUGGCUGGCAUAUCGACCCGUCAAAGCGGUGGAGGGCCCUGUUCCAUACCGAGAACUCAGGGUGAUUCUGGAUCUAGGGGACAAGCUGAAUAGCCACACCGAUAUUGCGCACGGUGGGAUUGCGGCUGCCUUGCUAGAUGAGACUUGUGGCGCCAUUGCCAUGCUGAACAGGGCCAAACGGAUGGAGCAGUUGGAGGGGCUCGGUCAACCUUUCGAUGAGUGGCACUACUUCACUGCGUAUUUGAACGUAACCUAUCGGAAGCCGGUACCCACAUCUACCGUAAUUCUGUCUACGGCAAAGAUUGAGCGACAAGAAGGAGACGGUCGAAAGAUGUACAUUCAGACGACCCUCGAAGACGGAAACGGCACGGUAUUUACAAGCGCUGAAGUGCUGUUUAUAAGGGUCACGGCAAAGUUAUGA
Molecule: messenger RNA, 624 nt
Organism: Exserohilum turcica Et28A
Lineage: Eukaryota; Fungi; Ascomycota; Dothideomycetes; Pleosporales; Pleosporaceae
Exons: 2
Coding region: 43-624 (193 amino acids)
Source: RefSeq, a predicted model, not a curated record